AUGAUUCAGCACAUGGAACGUCCUCGUCGUGGUAGUGAAGAAUCUUUAGCCACUUUAGUCCAUUCAGAAACAAAUACUUCUCGUUCUAUUGCUCCACCCAAUGAAGAAGAUGCAAACGAUGACUUGCUAUCGCUUUUAUCGCAGAAUACGUUGAUUAAUCAUCAAGAUCUAAUCAUGAGACAUCCAGUGAUGGCAUAUACUACGGUAUCAAAUUUCCCUGUUGUUUCAUCAUUAAUGCAAAAUGGAGUGUCUGUGUUUCGGGAUGUUCAGGCUAUUAUUGACUAUCAAAUGAAUAAGCAGAAUGUUCAUCCACUUCUUCUGACAUCAUCGUCUUAUCUAUCUCUCUUUAAGAAAACAAGUCCGUUCAUGACAUUCCAUCAAUUUGACCAAACCACAGGCGAGAAAACAGAAUUUUGCAAGGUCUAUUUUAAGAUUCUCAGUAACUAUGUCACUAGCUAUGUGUUUAUGUUCUCUUUGGCGAGUGGUAUACCUCCAAUUGUUAUGGCAAAUAAUGGGAUUCAUGGUUCUUGUGAUUUUUCCUAUGCUGAUACAAACUUUCGAGUCACUGGGAUAUCAAAUUCGGCCUCCAUAUUUGGGAACUCUACUAAGAUUCAAGCUUUCCCAUUGACAAAAGCGUCAAAGUCACUUGUUGAUGAUCUUGAACUUAUUUUUCCCAAUGAAAAUAAUAUCAAGAAUGUCAAAAUCAUCUUGGAUAAUGAAUUGGCCCGGAUGGUGGAUCAUCCGGCUUCCCACCAUCAAGCAUUACAAGCUAUACAAGGCGCACUGUAUGUCAUUGGACAGCGAGACUUUGGUCGUUUCGUCGAUAAGGGAAACGUUAAAGUGGGCAACAAUCUUCAUCAGCAUGGAGUCCUCAGCAUUCUCAGAAGAGAAAGCCUUGAUAUUGUAGAGAAUGACACAUUAGUUACAUGCUGUGUAUUAUUAGUAUUACGAGAGCAAGAGUAUAGAAAGCACAAGGGGAAUAAGAAGGUAGUUUAUCGUUGA
This is a messenger RNA of Lizanozyma spartinae, 1002 nucleotides long. RefSeq lists its product as uncharacterized. The transcript has 2 exons. The record is from RefSeq and is a predicted model, not a curated record. Lineage: Eukaryota; Fungi; Ascomycota; Pichiomycetes; Serinales; Debaryomycetaceae. The coding region runs from base 1 to 1002 and encodes 333 amino acids.